Messenger RNA from Pleuronectes platessa (European plaice), 2807 nucleotides. Its product is annotated as zinc finger MYM-type protein 1-like. The record is from RefSeq and is a predicted model, not a curated record. Gene Ontology annotation, molecular function: protein dimerization activity. The transcript is spliced from 3 exons. NCBI's taxonomy places the organism in Eukaryota, Metazoa, Chordata, Actinopteri, Pleuronectiformes, Pleuronectidae. The coding region runs from base 433 to 2559 and encodes 708 amino acids.
AAUGACAUGUCAAAAAACAUUAUAUAUCAAAUAAUUUAAUAAGAAAUGUACUGUUUUAAAGCGUUAAAUGUGUGCCGGAGACCGUAAGCCCCUGUCAAAAACCACUUAAAUGUGACCAAAUAUAAUAUAUUGCCAUUCGUUGAAUGAUAACAUACGAUAACGUCACUGAGAGAGAAGCCACUCCUCCCUGUGGGCGCCGGUCAAGUGGAAGUCUAUGGAAGCCAAAAAAAGGGGCAGGAACAUUUGAGCAAGGACAGUUCUCAUUGGCGGAUGACAGUUCGAGCCAUGGGCGCACGUACCUUGCGCCCACAGCCAAUGAAAGGGUUUCUAACAGGACUGUCCAAUCAGAGACCUUUUGUGAUUCCCUCACAUCACAUAUCUACAGGUGCAGCAUAGUUAGCACUUAGCAGAUACUUGUUUUAAUCUGAGAGUAUGGCGAAUGAAAACUCUAUUGUAGCUAUUCACAGAACACCAUUCAAUCGACGAUCGGAUGUCGAUAAAAAGAAACUAAAAGAAAUGGGACCUGACCGUCCGGAUUUAAAACUUGAACAGAUAAGCACUGACCGCGGAAGAACCUACAAGCGGAGCUUCUCCUCCAGCCUUUAUGCUAACCGGAGCUGGUUAGCGGGCUGUGCAGUGAGUAAUGCGUUUUUUUGUUUCCCCUGCUUGUUGUUCCAAUGUACUGGGACUGAAAUACUCUGGACUACAACGGGGAUGAGGGAUCUAAAGCACUUCACCCAGAAAUGCAAGAAACACGAAUCGUCUCGCUGCCAUCUCACUAACAGCAUGAAGCUAAGUCUCUUUGGGAGACUGAGUAUAGCGGAACAGCUCGACGAAGGGUACCGAAUUGGCAUCCGUAAACACAAUGAGGAAGUAAGGAAGAACAGGCACAUUCUCUCAAGAAUUAUAGACUGUAUUAAGUUCUGUGGUGCAUUUGAGUUGGCACUGCGUGGUCAUGAUGAGAGCGAGAGCUCUGAUAACCCAGGGAUAUUUCGUGGCUUGGUGGACGUUGUUGCCUCACUCGACGGUGCACUGAAAGACCAUCUCGACAGCGCGACUGUGUUCAAGGGAACAUCCAAAACGGUCCAGAAUGAACUUCUUGACUGUAUGCUGGCUGUUGUUAGGGAAAAGAUCAUAAGCGAGAUUCAAAGCAGCGAUUUUCUAUCGAUCCAAGCAGAUGAGACCACGGAUAUUAGCACACAAACCCAGCUUGUGCUUGUGCUUCGCUACUUAAAUGGUGCUAACCUGGAGGAAAGAUUCUUUGAGUUCAUCCCUCUGCAGUCAGCUACAGCAGCGACCAUUGCCAUGGCAUUAAAAGAACGCCUUGCUGCCAUCCUCCCAGGUGAGCAGAAAGUUAAACUCAUCUGCCAGGCAUAUGACGGUGCCAGUGUAAUGAGGGGUACCUCUUCAGGUGUUCAGAAGAGAAUCCAGGACGACUACCCAACUGCCCACUAUAUCCACUGCUAUGCCCAUCAGCUCAAUCUUAUAAUGCAACAGGCCACCUCUCACAUUGUUAAAGUCAAGAACUUUUUUUCUGACUUGGGUGGAUUAGCUGCGUUCUUUUCAAGAUCCCCGAAGCGGACCGUUGUCCUUGAUAAAACAGUGGCCCGUAGACUGCCAACGGCCAGCAAUGUGAGGUGGAACUUUCACAGCCGUGCCGUCAAUACUGUGUUUGAGCACAGAGAUGACCUCAUUGACUGCUUUGAAAGAAUUCGAGCAUCAGAUGGCUUUGAUGACAAGACCAGCCACGAAGCAGGAGGCCACAUCAGGCUACUGGAGGAUCCUGAUUUCAACUUCUUCCUUAAACUGUUUCAUCGGAUAAUGCCACACGUGGACAUUCUCUAUGCCAAGCUCCAGAACAGAAACAUAGAUUCAGUCUAUAUAAAUCGCUGCAUCCAGCAGUUCCAAGAGGACAUACAAAAAAUCAGAGAUUCAGUCCAUGCAAUGGUGGUGGAGCACAGGAGUGGCUCUGAGCAGCCGAGGAAGCGCCGGGCUAUCGAUCAAGAUGAGCUUAAAAGGAUUGCCACAGAGGUAUGCGACACCAUACUUGGACACACCAAGGAACGCUUUGCCUUCAAGGACCACCUCAUCAGUGCCACCUUACUGGACAGCCCCCAGUUUGACCACUACCUCGAUGCAUUCCCUGAAGUUGCUCUGGCCACAACAUUGAAGGCCUAUCCUGUGCUCGAUGGAAGUAGGCUGAAGACAGAGCUUACCCUCAUCUAUGGCUCAGAAGAAUUCCGAACCUGUCGUGGUGCUGUGGAUCUUUACCAGUUGUUCAAAGACAAUAACCUUUCUGAGGUAUUUUCAGAGACAGAAACACUGCUUAAAAUCAUCAUCACAACUCCCAUGGCCACUGCUGAGGCUGAGAGGUGUUUUUCAACACUGAAAAGGGUUAAAACCUUUCUCAGGAACACAAUGACUCAGGACAGACUGAAUGCCUUAGCCAUGCUCUCAAUGGAAAAAAGGCUUGUCACAGACAUGAUUGACUUUAACCAGAAGGUGAUAGAGAGAUUUGCCAGCUUGAAAGAGAGGAGGGCUAAGUUUCUUUACAAGUAGUAGGGCCUACUCUUGACAAACAACAAAUGUAAAAUGUUAUGUCUCUUCUGCUCUAAACCUCUUUCGUGUGAGGGUGUGGGCACCUUUUUUAUUCUGUUCAUCUCUGAAACCCUACCCAAUGUCUCUUACCUAUGUCCCUACCAUUCUGCUCUGAACUGUCAUGCCCAAAGUAACAGGUUAUUGUUAUUGUUGUUGGAUACUAGUGUUGAGCACUGUAUGUUAUUGAAAUAAAGCUAUGUUUUUUUUAA